Messenger RNA from Physella acuta, 619 nucleotides. Its product is annotated as sushi, nidogen and EGF-like domain-containing protein 1. The record is from RefSeq and is a predicted model, not a curated record. NCBI's taxonomy places the organism in Eukaryota, Metazoa, Mollusca, Gastropoda, Physidae.
AUGAACAUCUAUGGGGCAAGCAGUGAAGAUCCAUGUUCCAGGUUCAUCUGCUACAAUGGGGGAUACUGCAGUGCUAAUGGCAGCCCCUCUACCUGUGUGUGUCCACCUGAUUUCACCGGACAACGAUGUGAAAAAGAAGUGACGCCAACUGCAAGAUGUCCAGUUAAAGAGACAAGUGGCUUUGGAAUACAUGGAGGAAUAGCUUGUUCAGAUGACCUCCCUUGUGCAGACGAUCAGAUCUGUUGUAACAGCGCUACUGGCAGAAGAUGUACUUACGUGCCCAAUCAUCGUGACCUCAAUAACCCUACCUGUGGUGGGUGCCCUAUGUAUCAGAUGUGCCUGGAAACAAGUAAAAAGUGCAACGUUGAUCCUUGCACAGGUAGGAAGUACAGUUGCAUCUACCCCAGGUGAAAUCAUCCAAUAAGCUGGAAUUAACAAUAAUCCAGUCAAUUUACAUUACUAAUUUAAAACUGCAAUAAAACUAAAUUUAAAAACAUAUAACAAUAUUGUAUAAGAACGGCUACUUGUAUGCUAUUUAUUUUUUGUGAUUAAACUAUAUAUCUUUUAACCUAAUCUUAAUACAUUUUCAAUAAGCAUGCAACAAAUAAACGUGUAUCAA